AUGCUGUCCGGGUGCAGGCGGGCGCUGCCGGCAGCCCUGCGCCUCGCGGUGCGGGGCUGGGCAGGGGGCGGCGGCAGGAGGCGGGUCAGCACCAGCUGGUCCCCGGUGGGAGCCGCCUUCGAUGCCAAGCAGCAGCGCAGCCGGCUGACGGGCCAGAGCACGGGUCUAUUUGGUGUUCCAGAAUUGAGUUCUCCAGAAGGAUUUCAAGAAGCACAAGAAAAAGCAUUACAAGAAACAGAACAGCUAGUCCAGAAAGCAUGUACUACACCUCCUGGGCCACAGAUAGUAAUGAUCUUUGAUCAGCUUUCAGAUGCAUUGUGCAGAGUAGCAGACUUGGCCGACUUUGUGAAAAUUGCCCAUCCUGACUUUGCAUUCAGAGAGGCUGCUGAAGAAACCUGCAGAAACAUUGGUACCAUGGUAGAAAAGUUAAAUACAAAUAUCGAGCUGUGCCAAAGUUUGAAACAGUUGCUGGCUAAUAAAGAGGUUAUGGAUUCCCUAGAUCCAGAAACCAGGCAAGUGGCGGAACUUUUUAUGUUCGAUUUCGAGAUCAGUGGUAUUCAUUUGGAUGAAGAAAAGCGUAAAAGAGCAGUGGACCUCAACGUCAAAAUAUUGGAUUUAUGUAAUCAAUUUCUUAUUGGAGCUCACCUGCCCAACAAGAUUGACAAGCAAAUUUUACCAGAACACAUUCGCUAUAACUUUGCAGUUGAAGGCAAUUACAUACAAAUCACCGGUCUGCAUGCAGACUGUUCUGAUGAUCUGGUACGAGAAGCUGCUUAUAAGAUUUUUCUUUACCCAAAUGCUGAGCAACUGCGCUGCUUAGAGGAACUGCUUACCAGCAGAAACCAUCUGGCACAGUUAGUUGGCUAUAACACCUUUGCUCACAGGGCUCUUCAGGGAACAAUGGCCAGAACUCCAGAGAAGGUAAUGCAAUUUCUUGAAACACUUUCUGACCGAUUGUUUCAACGAACUCUAAAAGAUUUUGAAAUGAUGGAAGGAAUGAAGAUGAAACUUAAUCCCCAAAAUUCAAAAUUGAUGCCUUGGGAUCAUCCCUAUUACAGUGGUGUCCUGCGUGCUGAGAGGUAUAACAUUGAGCCCAGUUUGUACUGUCCAUUUUUCUCUCUUGGAGCAUGUAUGGAAGGUCUGAACUUCUUGUUCAAUCAGCUCCUAGGAAUCUCUCUCUAUGCAGAGCAAACUGAGAAAGGAGAGCUCUGGUGUGAAGAUGUUCGCAAACUGGCAGUCGUCCAUGAAAAUGAGGGUUUGCUGGGGUACAUCUAUUGUGACUUCUACCAACGAGCAGACAAACCACAUCAGGACUGUCACUUUACAAUUCGUGGAGGCAGGUUAAGGGAAGAUGGAGAAUACCAGCUCCCUGUUGUUGUUCUUAUGCUGAGUCUGCCCCAUUCAACUAGGAGUUCACCCACAUUACUAACCCCUGGCAUGAUGGAGAAUCUGUUCCAUGAAAUGGGACAUGCUAUGCAUUCCAUGCUGGGACGAACUCGGUACCAACAUGUCACUGGGACCAGAUGUCCUACUGAUUUUGCUGAAGUUCCCUCUAUCCUCAUGGAGUAUUUUGCAAGUGACUAUCGAGUGGUUAAUCAGUUUGCAAGGCAUUUUCAGACUGGCCAGUCACUGCCAAAAAGCAUGGUGUCACGGCUCUGUGAAUCUAAAAAGAUUUGUGCUGCAGCUGAUAUGCAACUUCAGGUCUUUUAUGCUGUCUUGGACCAACUCUACCAUGGGGAACAUCCUCUAAAGAGGUCAACCACAGAAAUUUUAAAGGAAACCCAGGAGAAAUUUUAUGGAUUACCAUACGUACCAAACACUGCAUGGCAGCUGAGAUUCAGCCAUCUAGUGGGAUACGGUGCCAAGUACUACUCCUACCUCAUGUCCAGGGCCAUUGCCUCCAUGGUAUGGAAACAGUGUUUUGUGCAGAACCCAUUUGACAGGGCAAUGGGUGAGCGUUAUCGCAGAGAGAUGCUGGCACAUGGCGGUGGAAAAGAGCCCAUGCUCAUGGUUCAAGGUAUGCUUCAGAAGUCUCCUUCUGUUGAAGACUUUGUGGACGCCCUUGUUUCAGACUUGGAUCAGGACUUUGAAACGUUCUUCAUGGACUCAGAAUAACAUGGAACUGAACUGAUUGUUUUUUGUUUCACAGCUGUUCAUUGAGAAGUAGAAACAAAUAGCCACGGCAGUACUAUGUCCAUCAUUGUUAAGACUGGUCCUCUAUAAAAACAAAGUUAUUAUUUGUAGAAUCUUAAAAUAAAUAGU
Emys orbicularis (European pond turtle) is the source of this 2262-nucleotide messenger RNA. RefSeq names its product mitochondrial intermediate peptidase (gene MIPEP). Gene Ontology annotation, molecular function: metalloendopeptidase activity. The transcript has 19 exons. NCBI's taxonomy places the organism in Eukaryota, Metazoa, Chordata, Testudines, Emydidae. Bases 1 to 2115 code for a protein of 704 amino acids. Gene Ontology annotation, cellular component: mitochondrion. The record is from RefSeq and is a predicted model, not a curated record. Gene Ontology annotation, biological process: peptide metabolic process.